This is a messenger RNA of Guillardia theta CCMP2712, 369 nucleotides long. RefSeq lists its product as hypothetical. The transcript has a single exon. Lineage: Eukaryota; Cryptophyceae; Pyrenomonadales; Geminigeraceae. The record is from RefSeq and is a predicted model, not a curated record. Bases 1 to 369 code for a protein of 122 amino acids.
AUGCAGAGAUCUCUAUCAUCCCGCAACUCUCAUCUCCUCGACUCGUUCAAGCCAUCGAAGGUUGAAAGCCCUUGCUCCUCAGUCGUCGACAUCGCGGCAUUCUUCAGGAAAGGCACUUCGGGGGGGAGCUUCAAGGGGGCGCUUGAAGCUCUCGCAAACCUCUCGCUCACGGACACCAACGACCAGGAGCAAGGCAUCUUCGAGCUGGACACCAGUCUCAACAAGAGCCUCGCUCCCAGCCGAUAUGAGCGAGUGCAUCUGGAGUCGAGCUAUGAGGAGGGCGGAGAGGAGCGGUACGUGAGGCGAGGGCGAUGGGAGGGCGUACGGGGGGAGUACAAUCGCAGCAUAGCGAUGUCAGCGAUGGAGUAA